AUGGAGCCCAACAGUCCCAAAAAGAUACAAUUUGCUGUGCCUUUAUUCCAGAGUCAGAUUGCACCUGAAGCAGCUGAACAGCUGGGCCUUUGUUGUUCACAGAUCAGGAAAAGAAGACCUACACCAGCAUCACUUGUGAUUCUCAAUGAACAUAACCCCCCAGAAAUAGAUGACAAGAGAGUGACCAACACACAAGCAGAAUCACAGAAUGCAUCCCCUAAGCAAAGGAAGCAGAGUGUGUACACACCACCCGCCAUGAAAGGGGUUAAGCAUAUGAAAGGCCAGAAGGAAUCAGCAUUCCCCGAAGAAGAAGAAGGCGUGAACGAGAGAGAAGAGCAGUGGGACCAUUAA
Messenger RNA from Eubalaena glacialis (North Atlantic right whale), 351 nucleotides. RefSeq names its product protein phosphatase 1 regulatory inhibitor subunit 1C (gene PPP1R1C). Gene Ontology annotation, biological process: intracellular signal transduction. Lineage: Eukaryota; Metazoa; Chordata; Mammalia; Artiodactyla; Balaenidae. The transcript is spliced from 5 exons. Gene Ontology annotation, molecular function: protein phosphatase inhibitor activity. Bases 1 to 351 code for a protein of 116 amino acids. The record is from RefSeq and is a predicted model, not a curated record. Gene Ontology annotation, cellular component: cytoplasm.